UCAGAGGCGGUGAAUAAUAGCUCUUCAAGUCUGCAAUAAAAAAUGGCCUCCAAUAAAACUACAUUGCAAAAAAUGGGAAAGAAACAAAAUGGAAAGAGUAAAAAAGUUGAAGAGGCAGAACCUGAAGAGUUUGUAGUAAAAAAAGUACUAGACCGCCGUGUAGUGAACGGGAAGGUGGAGUAUUUCCUGAAGUGGAAGGGAUUUACAGAAAAGCUGGUAAAGAAGAAGAUGGAGCAAAAAGAAAAUCUUUGUCUGACAGUGAAUCUGAUGAUAGCAAAUCAAAGAAGAAAAGAGAUGCUGCUGAUAAACCGAGAGGUUUUGCCAGAGGUCUUGAUCCAGAGCGAAUAAUUGGUGCCACAGACAGCAGUGGAGAAUUAAUGUUCC
Messenger RNA from Dama dama (fallow deer), 384 nucleotides. RefSeq names its product chromobox protein homolog 3-like. Gene Ontology annotation, molecular function: chromatin binding. Gene Ontology annotation, cellular component: pericentric heterochromatin. The coding region runs from base 43 to 348 and encodes 101 amino acids. The record is from RefSeq and is a predicted model, not a curated record. Lineage: Eukaryota; Metazoa; Chordata; Mammalia; Artiodactyla; Cervidae. Gene Ontology annotation, biological process: negative regulation of transcription by RNA polymerase II; chromatin organization. The transcript has 2 exons.